AUGGCUUUGGACUCCACCAUACUAACUGAUGAGGAACCCUCAACUAUUACAGUAGAUAGCUCUGAAUCUGAAAAUUCUCAUUGUGAGAGAUGGAAGCGAUCUAACAGGCUGAGCUUGAACUUAAUGAGGUUGACGAUGGUGGAAAGUAUUAAUCCAUCAAUUCCUAAGACAGAGAAAGCAAGAGAAUUCAUAAAGAAAAUUAAGGAGUAUUCACAAUCGGAAUUGGCUGACAAGUCGAUUGUAGGAAGUCUCAUGAAUGAGCUAACUACGAAAAAGUUUGACUGGUCUCAACCAAUCCCCGAUCAUGUGACGCACAUGUCUAAUCUGGCAGCAAGGUUAACAACCUUAGGAAUGGAGGUUCAUGAACAGUUCUUGAUUCAAUUCAUCAUGAACUCUCUACCUCUUGAAUUUAGCCAGUUCCAGGUGAAUUUCAACACUAUUAAGGGUAAAUGGAACUUUAAGGAAUUAAAGGAUAUAUGCUAA
Messenger RNA from Raphanus sativus (radish), 483 nucleotides. RefSeq lists its product as uncharacterized. Bases 1 to 483 code for a protein of 160 amino acids. NCBI's taxonomy places the organism in Eukaryota, Viridiplantae, Streptophyta, Magnoliopsida, Brassicales, Brassicaceae. The record is from RefSeq and is a predicted model, not a curated record. The transcript has a single exon.